Molecule: messenger RNA, 525 nt
Organism: Aspergillus luchuensis
Lineage: Eukaryota; Fungi; Ascomycota; Eurotiomycetes; Eurotiales; Aspergillaceae
Exons: 4
Coding region: 1-525 (174 amino acids)
Source: RefSeq, a predicted model, not a curated record
AUGUCUGAACCACUCACCAAGAUUGACUCGGCCAUCGAGAUAUCCCCCAAGGAUGAGAAGGCCCCCGACAAGGAUGCCAAGAAGACUCACAGACGUACCUCUUCCCAUGCUGAGGGUGUCUACAACAUCAAGGAACUUGAGGAGAAGAAGAUCGAGAUUACCCUUCCAAUUGAAACCCAGAAGACUGGAUGGAAAUUGAACACCUCACCAUCGACCAUUGAGGACAAGGAUAUCCUAAAACUUCAUCUGAUCAACCCCCCGGUCAAGAAGAUCGAUCUGCACUUCCCACUAGGGCUCGAAGUCACCGCUCGCAAUAUGAAGGGCGUCACGAUAAAGGAUGCGCUGGACGCAAUCUACAAGCAGUUCAAGAAGAAGGCCGACGAUGAGUUGGACAAGCCUUACCUCGCUGGUUUCGAGUGGGACAAGGACGAGUGCUGGACACGCCUCAUUGUUCACCAGACCAAGUCGGGCCCUCCUCAACAGCCCAGCAAGAAGUCCAAGAAGAAGAAGGCUGAAGAGGCAUAG